AGUUUGGGUGAUUUUACAGCUGCUAUUUUGUUCUUUCUGUUUUUAGGGAAAAUUGCAAGAAGUGGUUGUGUCUUGUGCCUUGGAUAUUAUUAUACCCCAGUACCAAAAGUGGAUUUAUACUCUCAGAGGAUAUUUGUCAGUGCUGUGGCUCAUUACUGUGUUCUGUCUUCUCAGUCCUGGCAAAAAUUUUAGUUGGUUUGGCCCUUUAAUUAGGAAGUCUUAUAUAUAUACAAUAUAUGUAAUUCCCCGCAUCUCAAUUUUGUUAUUAUAGCACUAAUUCUCACUUUUUAUGUAAGGUUACUUUUUUUAUGAAGUCUUCAUUUUCCUUCGCUUUAGAAAUUGAAAACAUAAUAAAUUCGUUGCCGGCUGUAAAAGUUCCGAUUUAUAAGAUAGUUUUUUUGGGUUUAUUAAUAUAAUCCAUGUACGUAGCAGAAUAUCACGCAUACAGUAAGCACUCAAGAAAUGUCAGAUUUUAAAAAAUGGAUGUAAUAACUGGACAUCAGAUUGCCUUGGAAUCAAGGUGCUAAUCCAAAGUAUGUUCUACAAGAAGCUUACAAUUCAGGUGAAGACAGGCAUUAUUCAUAUCCCUUGGGAAACUGAAGUAUAUCUUUGCCACUUUUCGAAGUGAAUUCACUGGCAGACGCGAGUUCACUCUGCUAACCUGAUUCUUCUUUCUUCUACUAAGAAAACUGUGUUUUUUCCUUGUAUAAUUGAAUUCAGGCUUAGAAAUAGUAAAUAUUUUCAAUUCUUAGGACUCACCAAAAUUCUCUCAACAUUUAUACCAGUGUUUUAUAUGAAAUGUCUUAUAGCUAAGCCCUUAUAUCAUAUGGCUUUGGUCUACGUUUCUGACUUUAUUCCUUGUAUUCUCCAGCCAAAUAGAAGUCCUCAGUAGUAACCCAGUGCUUUCCCUUCUCUGUACCUUUGGCCAUGUAAUUCCAUCUAUGCUUGUCAGAUGUAUUCUUCUGGCUGAUUUUAGUUCUCUUAUCUUAUAUAUAGAUGCUUCAAAAUCUUACAUAUGUUGGUAAUUUGAGGGAAGCAUCCUAUGUGGAAGGAAGUUGAUGGAAUUUUUUGUUUUGUUUAAAAUUUUUUUUUGAGCUUCAUUAGUAUGGCCAGCCAAUUGAGCUUUAUCUAGCUGGUGUUUGUUAAAAAGAUUUAGGUCUUAAGUGUCCCAUCAAUAUGUAUAUCCCUUAGGCAUCAAUGAUGGCUGAUGAUAGAUUAAGAAAACCUUUUAGGCUUCCAUUCCACAUGGAACUAAAAGCUCUAUCAGUUGACAAUUUUAAUGCUUGGAACUGUGGCUGUCAGCAGAUAGACCAAAACAAGAAAUGAAAAUCUUAUCUUUCAGGUGGGCCUCUGCUUGCUUUUUCUAUCUGUUCUCUUUCUCAGUGGUCUGAGGGUCCAUAUUUCCUUAAGGUUUUCUUAAACACCCAAACUGUAUUUGUUGUGUUUGAGUGGUAAAUAUGGGGAACAAACUUAAGUUUUUAAGUAGGUAUACCCUCAAUAUAAUAUCUGAAGUAACAUGUACAAUAUUUUAUAUAAUAAUAACAAAAUAAUACACAAAUCUUCCUUUUUAGCAUAUUUGAAAGUGCUUUCAUCUUAUCUCCUUUCUUUUCUCCUUAAGAAACACUUCCGGGUUAUUAUCUAAAUUAACAAAUGAUUUUUCAGUAGUUCUGAUCUCCUUUGCAAGAAGUGGUUGUGGCAUUUGGUUGAGGUAUGAGCUAUAUACUUUUUCCUGUUAUUCUCUUUCAUCAGGUUUGUGCCCUAUCAGAUAAUUUUGCCUCCUGUCUGCCUUCUUGUGUGUAGCUUCAGUUUAACAUUUUGAAAAUCAUAGAGUUAGUCUUCCAUCUCAUUCCUUGGUUUGUGGUCCUAAUUUUAAACAAAGUUAUAUUACGGGAGACAGUGUGCUGAAGAUGCUAUUUGGCUUCCUUUCUCCUUUUCUAAUGAAAGCUUCAGAGUUAAGCUUGUCAGGAGCCAUUGCUUAAAGCCACAGGACUCUUGAAUUCUCUGCAGAUACUUUGAUGUACUUACAAGAAGAUUGUGAUCUGAAGUAUGCGCAACAUCAUGACAACAGAGAAGAGUUUAGUGGCUGAGGCUGAAAAUUCACAGCACCAACAACAGAAGGAAGAAGGUGAGGGAGCCACAAACUCAGGCCAACAAGAAACUCAGCUGGAGGAGGCUUCUCAAACAGCAGCUGAGGGAGAUAAUCAGUGUGAGCAGAAGCUGAAAACAUCUAAUGGAGACACUCCAACACAUGAAGACUUGACCAAGAACAACGAUCGAACAUCAGAAAGCAGGGGCUUCUCACGGCUGUUCUCCUCAUUUCUCAAGAGGCCCAAAUCUCAGGUCUCUGAGGAAGAAGGCAAGGAAAUAGAGUCAGCUAAAGAGAAAAGUGAAGGAGGUCAGAAAGAGAUAGAAUUUGGGGCCAGUCUUGAUGACGAGAUCAUCUUAAAGGCCCCAAUUGCAGCUCCUGAACCUGAACUCAAAACAGACCCAUCCUUGGAUCUUCAUUCAUUAAGCAGUGCAGAAACCCAGCCUGCGCAGGAAGAACGCAGAGAAGAUCCAGAUUUUGAAACUAAAGAAGGAGGAGGACUUGAAGAGUGCUGCAACAUAGAAGUAAAAGAAGAAAGUCCUGAAUCAAAAGCAGAAAGGGAAUUAAAAGCUUCCCAGAAAUCAAUCAGAAGACAAAGAAACAUGCACUGCAAGGUUUCUUUGUUGGAUGACACAGUCUAUGAAUGUGUUGUGGAGAAACAUGCCAAGGGACAAGACUUACUUAAACGAGUAUGUGAGCACCUCAAUCUUUUGGAAGAAGACUACUUUGGUCUAGCUUUUUGGGAUAAUGCAACCUCGAAGACAUGGCUGGAUGCUGCCAAAGAAAUAAGAAAGCAAAUUCGUGGUGUCCCUUGGAACUUCACAUUUAACGUAAAGUUUUAUCCACCUGACCCAACACAGUUAACAGAAGACAUAACAAGAUAUUAUUUGUGUCUUCAGCUUCGGCAGGACAUUGUUGCGGGACGUCUGCCCUGUUCCUUUGCAACCUUAGCGUUGUUGGGUUCUUAUACCAUCCAGUCUGAGCUGGGAGACUACGACCGAGAACUCCAUGGUGCGGAUUAUGUUAGCGAUUUUAAACUGGCUCCAAAUCAGACCAAGGAACUUGAAGAGAAGGUCAUGGAACUGCAUAAAUCAUACAGGUCCAUGACUCCAGCUCAGGCUGACCUGGAAUUUCUUGAGAAUGCCAAAAAGUUGUCUAUGUAUGGAGUUGACCUUCAUAAAGCAAAGGAUUUAGAGGGAGUGGAUAUCAUCCUGGGUGUUUGCUCUAGUGGCCUUCUGGUUUACAAAGAUAAGCUGAGAAUUAACCGAUUUCCCUGGCCCAAAGUGCUGAAGGUUUCAUACAAACGUAGCAGUUUUUUCAUCAAGAUUCGGCCUGGAGAGCAAGAACAGUACGAAAGUACCAUUGGAUUUAAACUUCCCAGUUACCGAGCAGCUAAGAAAUUAUGGAAAGUCUGUGUAGAGCAUCACACAUUUUUCAGACUGACAUCUACAGACACCGUUCCCAAAACUAAAUUUCUUGCACUGGGAUCCAAAUUUCGAUACAGUGGCCGGACUCAGGCUCAGACCAGGCAAGCUAGUGCUCUGAUUGACAGACCUGCCCCACACUUUGAGCGUACAGCUAGCAAACGGGCAUCCCGGAGCCUUGAUGGAGCAGACCGAAGUCCUCGGCCCAUCUCUGCACCCGCCAUUGCUGAGGGUCAGAUCCCAGAAGGCACUGUCCCAGGUUCACAGGAGAAAACAGAAGAAAUGCCUGAGCAAGUUGAGCCAGAGCCCACAGAAGUAUGGAAGAAAAAAAGAGAGAGACUAGAUGGUGAAAACAUUUAUAUCAGACAUAGCAAUUUAAUGUUGGAGGAUUUAGACAAGAAUCAAGAAGAGAUCAAAAAACACCAUGCCAGCAUCAGUGAGCUGAAAAAGAACUUCAUGGAAUCUGUACCAGAACCACGGCCUAGUGAGUGGGAUAAACGCUUAUCCACUCAUUCCCCCUUCCGAACACUGAACAUCAAUGGGCAAGUCCCCACAGGAGAAGGAAGUAUAAAUGACAUUCGCACAGAGGAGGUGGCUGCUGUGACAAAGGGGCCAAAUACUAACCCUGACUCUGAACAGAAGGGCCCCAAGCAUUCAGUAGUUCCUAGCGAGAGCCAAAUGACCACCCCACCGGAGUCUUCACAAAGUUUUGACUUUGGCUCCCUCUCCAUAAGCAGCAAGGAGACAGAAGAGAAGGUGCAGGGGGCAUCUGGCCAUCUUGACAUUCGGGAGAUGCCAAGAGACCCAAAUGGGGAAUGUAUAGGAGUGGAGAAACAGGCCAGUGCCUUACAGGGCCCCAUGGGCAAGUUCUCAGUAACAUCAGCUUCCUAUCAGCUGCAACUUGGUGAAAAAAAGGCAGAGAGUGGUGAAGAACAUGUUACACCAGGAGAGCCGCUUGGAAAGCAAAAUGGAUCAUUUCUUGACUCUCAUGUGGGUAACCAGUUCCCCACCCUCAUUCGAAGUUUCCAGCCUCCCCUAGUGAAGACUCAGACGGUCACCAUCUCAGAUUCUGCCAAUGCUGUGAAAAGUGAAAUCCCAACCAAAGACGUCCCUAUUGUCCACACUGAGACAAAGACCAUCACUUAUGAGGCUGCCCAGACUGAUGACAGCAAUGGGGACUUGGACCCAGGAGUCUUGCUGACAGCUCAGACCAUCACAUCUGAGACCACGAGCGGCACCACCACAACUCAGAUUACCAAGACUGUAAAAGGUGGGAUUUCAGAGACUCGGAUUGAAAAGAGAAUUGUGAUCACAGGAGAUACUGAUAUUGACCAUGAUCAGGUCCUUGUACAGGCCAUCAAGGAAGCAAAGGAGCAGCAUCCAGAUAUGUCAGUGACCAAGGUGGUCGUCCAUCAGGAGACCGAGAUCGCUGAGGAGUAAGCUCAGGAACUGUCCUACCCCCAAAUCCCUGCCCUUCUUCCAUCUAAGAGAAAACCAGCAAAAUGAUGAAGAAGCUAACCUGGAGUAAUCAGACUUCGGACUUUCAAGACUAUUCUAAACCACCAGAAAAUGAAUUUCCUUUUCUAUUUGGACUUUAUACCAAAAGAUUCUUCUAGAUAUCACUGAUUCUUUUGGAUAACUUUUUCUGUAUUGUGAUACCAGAAAUUGUUCAACUCUUCACUCUAUGGACUGGUUUUAAGUAGUUUGUUUUGUUUUGAUUUUAUUUUUAACAAGGUGGUUUGCAGCCCCUUCAACCUAGCCUUUCUCCAUUUAUUUCCAACUCAGAUAUAGACAGAGUCCACAAAAUUCUACGGAAAAUCCUCCAAAGACUCUGUCAGCUGGGUUGGA
Molecule: messenger RNA, 5358 nt
Organism: Loxodonta africana (African savanna elephant)
Lineage: Eukaryota; Metazoa; Chordata; Mammalia; Proboscidea; Elephantidae
Gene: EPB41
Product: erythrocyte membrane protein band 4.1
Exons: 20
Coding region: 2047-4950 (967 amino acids)
Biological process (GO): cortical actin cytoskeleton organization
Cellular component (GO): cytoskeleton; plasma membrane
Molecular function (GO): actin binding; structural molecule activity
Source: RefSeq, a predicted model, not a curated record